Molecule: messenger RNA, 1728 nt
Organism: Musa acuminata AAA Group (dessert banana)
Lineage: Eukaryota; Viridiplantae; Streptophyta; Magnoliopsida; Zingiberales; Musaceae
Product: CBL-interacting protein kinase 9-like
Exons: 14
Coding region: 225-1538 (437 amino acids)
Biological process (GO): protein phosphorylation; signal transduction
Molecular function (GO): protein serine/threonine kinase activity; ATP binding
Source: RefSeq, a predicted model, not a curated record
CGCCCUCCUCGAUUCAUUCGAUCAUCCCUCCUUCCGCUUAUAAACUCCUGCGUAUCCACCCGUUCCUUUCCGGCCUUGCUUUGGUUCCGGUUUCCCCUCAGGCUCCUCCCCGUCGCUCCAAGGCGAUCGCAACACAGGUAUUUAUAUAGAGAGAAGGACACGAUCGGAAGAAGAAGAAGAAGGGAUAGAAACGAGGAGGAGCAAUAGGAAAGAAGGAAGGAAGAAUGAGCGGGGGAGGGGUGGGCACGCGGACCCGGGUGGGGAAGUACGAGCUAGGGAGGACUCUGGGCGAGGGCAGUUUCGCCAAGGUGAAGUACGCCCGCGACGUGCGGACCGGCAACAGCUUCGCCAUCAAGAUCCUCGACAAGCAGCAGGUCCUCCGACACAAGAUGGUCGAACAGAUAAAACGAGAAAUUUCUACCAUGAAGCUGAUCAAGCAUCCAAAUGUUGUUCAAAUCUAUGAGGUGAUGGCUAGCAAGACAAAGAUAUACAUUGUUCUUGAAUUUGUUGAUGGAGGCGAGCUCUUUGACAAAGUUGCCAAUCAUGGAAAGUUAAAAGAAGAUGAGGCAAGAAGAUACUUCCAGCAACUCAUCAAUGCAGUUGAUUAUUGCCAUAGUAGAGGUGUAUACCACAGAGAUCUAAAGCCAGAAAAUCUGCUUUUAGAUUCUUAUGGUACCCUAAAAGUUUCCGACUUUGGAUUAAGUGCAUUUGCACCACAGAUACGGGAGGAUGGGCUGUUACAUACCACAUGUGGAACCCCUAAUUAUGUUGCACCUGAGGUUCUCAAUGAUAAAGGUUAUGAUGGUACAGCCUCAGAUAUAUGGUCUUGUGGUGUAAUACUAUUUGUCCUUAUGGCUGGAUACUUGCCCUUUGAUGAGCCAAAUCUCGUAACUUUAUACAAGAAGAUCUCUAAGGCAGAAUUUUUAUUUCCAGCCUGGUUUUCUUCUGGUGCAAAGAAAUUAAUUACACGUAUUCUAGACCCAAAUCCUCAUACUAGAAUUACAAUUUCAAAUAUUUUAGCAGAUGAAUGGUUCAAGAAAGGAUAUAAGCCACCAUAUUUUGAACAUGGCGAAGAUGUGAGCCUUGAUGAUAUUGAUGCUGUCUUCAAUAAUUCAGAGGAACAUCUUGUAACAGAAAAGAAAGAGAAGCCAGAAUCAAUGAAUGCAUUUGAACUUAUUUCCCGAUCACAAGGUUUCAACCUGGGAAAUUUGUUUGAAAAGCAGCUGGGUCUUGUCAAAAGGGAAACACGCUUUACUUCUCAGUGCCCUCCAAAUGAAAUUAUGUCUAAGAUAGAGGAAGCUGCUAAACCUCUAGGUUUUAAUGUGCGCAAACACAAUUACAAGAUGAAAUUACAAGGUGACAAGUCGGGACGGAAAGGCCACCUAUCAGUAGCCACAGAGGUUUUUGAGGUAGCUCCUUCUCUUCACAUGGUUGAGCUUCGUAAAACUGGAGGUGACACACUGGAGUUUCACAAGUUCUACAAGAAUUUUUCUUCGGGCCUGAAAGAUAUUGUCUGGAAGACUGAAACAAACUCUUAGAACUGAGGAGGCUUCAAAGUGGCUUACAGUUUACUUGGUCCUUGUGCGAUGAGAUCCAUCCUCCCAGGAAAAUGGAUGGCCUUGUCCUCAAGCAUAAAGCUGCGGUUGGUAGGUUUCCUGUUUCUUUUGUAUCAAAAUACAGGGCCUUUCUGAUGGCAGAAUGUGAUAAUAUUGUCCAUAUCUUUGAUCA